Messenger RNA from Aegilops tauschii subsp. strangulata, 2166 nucleotides. RefSeq lists its product as uncharacterized. The record is from RefSeq and is a predicted model, not a curated record. NCBI's taxonomy places the organism in Eukaryota, Viridiplantae, Streptophyta, Magnoliopsida, Poales, Poaceae.
UCCGCCGCCGCGCGCUGGCCCUCGGCUGCGCCGCCUCCCUCGCCGUCGGCGCCGCCAAGGAGGCCGCCGACGAGGCCCGCCUCUUCGGGUCCUCCGGCGCCUCGCUCAGGGACGCCGCGGCCGACCUCCUCGGCGUCGCCCUCGCCGCGGUCCUCGUCUCCCUCGCCCGCCGCCUCCGCCGUGAACGGCGCCGCGAGAAGGCCGACGACGAUAUGGACGGCAGCAUCUCCAUGGUCUGAGUAAGUCCGAGUCAAAUGGGUCGCUGGGCCUAAUUCUUUUGCCGGCCCGUUUUCACCGGCCCGCGUCGCGAGGCCUUUCUCGAGCGCGUGACCUUUCCACCGUCGCUCCGAUCUCUCCCCCUCCUCCUGCGCUUUAGGGAGACGCCGCCGCGCCGCCGACCACCCGCUAUGGCGCUCCUCGCCGCCGUCCGCCGCCUUCCUCGGGCCGUCCGGCUCCUAAAGCCUCACCACCUCAGCACCACUUCUUCCUCCACCUUCUUCGGCGACUCCGAGGGCCCUGCGCCCGCCUGGGAGCCGCGGUCCCCCGUCCGCUCCCCGCCGGACGACCAGUUCGCGGCGUGGGUCACGCGGCUGCGCCCGGGCUUCACCGCGUGCGACCUGGCCGACGCCAUCAACUCCGAGCAGGACCCGGACCUCGCGCUCGCGCUCUUCCGCUGGGCGGCGCUCCGCCCGGGCUUCCGCCACGGCCCCGCCUCCUACAUCGCCGCCCUCAACGCCGCCUCCUCCGGCAAGCGCCCCGUCGCCGCCGAGAACCUCAUCCACGACGUGCUCGCGGGGGCCUGCGCCCCCGACCUCCAGCUCUUCAACGCCUGCCUCCGCUUCUGCUGCGACCGCCGCAGCCUCUUCCCCAUCGCCUUCGACAUGUUCAACAAGAUGCGCGCCCUCCCGGCCAACGCCGGCUGCCGCCCCAACGUCGAGACCUUCACGCUGCUCCUCAGCACCGUCGUCCGCCGCGUGCGCCGCCCGCCCGCGUCGCUGGUCUACCUCCACGCCGUCAGAUCCCUCUCCCGCCAGAUGAAGGCCACGGGCGUGGUCCCGGACACCUACCUGCUCAACCUCAUCAUCAAGGCGUAUGGGCGCUGCCUGGAGGUGGACGACGCCCUCAAGGUGUUCCGCGAAAUGCCCCUCUACGGCUGCGAGCCCAACGAGUUCACCUACGGCUACAUCGUCAAGGCCAUGUUCCAGAAGGGCAGGACCGACAACGGGUUGGUGUAUCUCAAGACGAUGAGGGAGAAGGGGUUCGUGCCGAGCGGCGGCGUGUACAUGUCGGCGGUGGCCGCGCUAGCACUGGAAUGGAGGUUCGAGGAAUCGAGAGAGGUGCUUUUGGAUAUGCUGGACAGCAAGCGGAAGCCAGAUAUGAUCACUUACAGGACGCUGCUCGAGGAGCUGUGCCGAGCUACGCGGACAGAGGAUGCGUUCCAGUUGCUGGAGGAGCUGAAAGAGCGGAAGCGAGGAGCAUUGGACCAGAGGAUGUACUCGGAAUUGCUCGAUGGGCUGCACUGGAUUUCUCAGCCACAACAGAAUAAUAGUCUUCCUCGCCGUGACAGGGGCUCUGCCUCUGAUGAUAGGGGAUCUCAUGACUGAAAUACUUUGAUGAAAAUUGCAUGUCUUGGUGCUAUCGAGUGGCGAAUCACAGUCAUAGAAGCUCUAAUUCAUGAAAGAAUGUACUUCUGCUUGAUAGAUUCAAUAUGUUUUGAUGCAGAAAUGCGGAAGAGCAUAAGGAGGAACUGCCUUGACCUGGUUGACUCAAACUUAUGCACAAUUACGGCUUUUGUCAUGAUUGAUGCAAUACCCACGGGGUAGAGAAGAUACACAAAAUGUCUUUGUUGGAGAUGUGGGAUCAGAAAAAAUAUUGCUUGUUGCUGGCAGCAACGGUCGCUGGACUUGCUUGACAAUAGCAAUUUCCGAAGUAAAUCACGUGUGGCAUCUAGAAAAGGUUGUUCCAGGUAUCAUGUACUGUAUGAUAUGAAGAACUACACAACAAUACUUUAGUGUGGUACAUUUUUAAUUUUUUUGCUCGUAAAGUUCAGUCACAGAAUAAGUGUUUAUGCCUGUGAGAAUUUGCUCUUUGUUUCUCUACCUGGUGUUGAUAACACAAUCUGUAUUGUAGAACCUUGUUCAUGAUAGAUAUUUAUCUGUGAGAAUA